ACUUCUGUUGUCUCCUGAGAGCAGUAUUUCCUGAUCAGUAGUCUUGCAAAAUCCCUGAGUCCAAUUUCAUUACAGCAUGCAAAUUGGGAAUGUUUUCUGAUCGCAAAUGAAGCGUGCAUUCUGAUCGCAGAAAAUAAUUUUCACUGAGUAAGCUGGAAACGGCACAUAUUCUAACAAUGGUCAUUCGACGUUGUCAAUCCUAGUAUUAUUAUAUCACUUGGGCAGGUGAUUUGGGAAGAAGUAGCCACACCCUAGAGCCCCAGCCCAGACUAACGAAGCUUAAAACUGUUUAAAACGUAGGGGCGUGAGCUGUCCGCGCCGGCAGUGCCACAUCCCUUGGCAGGGCUGGCAUGGCGUCCCUCAGAUGGUGGCCUGAGUUCGCUGCGGUCUCGAUGCUGCUGCUGACACUACUAUGGCCAGAUGCCGCCAGCGCCACUUCCUCCACGCGAGCCUGUGUGCACGUGAGAGGGCUCGGGGACGCCGCUCGCAACGAGUGUGUGGACAUUUCCGAGUCGUGCCGGCGCCGCCGCUGCCCGGCCGACACGCUGUGCGCGCUCGCCCCGGACCUGCGCCUCACCUGCCUGCCCGGCGUCGCCGGCCGGCUCCGCAACUGCGCGCCCGAGCCGCUGCGGCUGGCCCAGCCGUGUCCCGCCAACACCGUCGUGCUCGGCUUCGGACAGGGCUGCACGUUCUGCGCGGCCGGCGCGGCACCUAACGCGUCGGCUCCGCCGCCGGCUCUGACGCUGAGGCCGCAGCCAGGCGGCCGGAGCCAGCCGCGGCGGGCUUGCGUCACGGUCUGCCACGCCCGCGGCGGCGUCAGAAGCGAGUGCUUUGACGUGUCGGUGGAGUGUGACAGUCUGAAUUGUCCGAUUGGCACAAAGUGCGUCUUAAGACCGGACGGGGAGUACGGGUGCCUUCCGGAGUCAGCGUAUGAGAGCGCAAAUUGUGGUUCGGAGGAAAUGAGAUUGUCCCAGCCCUGCCCAGCGAACUCUGUCGUCGCUGGCUUCGGGCAGGGCUGCACAUUCUGUACCUCCAAUAACGCGACUGACCCGCCGUCCACAGCCUCGUCGUCAAUAACAGCAAGCGCCAGCCAGGAGCAUACACAAAAUGCUUGCGUGGUCGCCUUUAAUAGCUCCCGAUUCUCUGUGGGGGAAUGCUUUGACAUCACCAGUCACUGCGUUCGAAAAGGGUGUUCAAGCGACACAGUUUGCGGUUUUAAUUUAAAGGGAGCUCCGGAAUGUUUUCCAGCGUCCGUGACAGCCUUCCAGAACUGUGGUCCGGACAAAGAACGUCUGGUGCAGCCGUGUCCGGCAGAUGCUGGUGUCCUCGGAUUCGGUGCAGGCUGCACUUUCUGCGUGGCAGGGUACCCCGUCGGCCCCGUAUCAAGGACAGAACCCGCACCCAUAAUACAACGAGGAGCAGCAAUAGGACCGAAGCCCACGUUAGCACCAGAACCUACGACAGGACCAGGUCCCGGGGUAAGCCCAAAGCCUGAGACAGGACCGGAACUCAGGGUUGGAUCAGUAACCGGUAUUACAUUAGGACCUCCGAUCCAGGACGUGGCCAGGAGUGCACGCGCACUGAGCACAGCCCAGGAACAAUCGGCAAAUAUUUGUAUUACGAUACACAGCACUUCAAAAGGUGCUGAAAAGAAGUGCAGGGAAGUGUCGGCCGCGUGUGAGCUGAAACAGUGUCGUCCCGGCACGUUGUGCGGCGUGUCCAUGGAUGACGUCAUCGGCUGCUUCACCGCGUCAGUGCAAGAAUUUGAACCCUGUCGGAUGAACAUAUCCGGCCACGUGCGGCCCUGCGCUGAGGCAGUAGACCUCAGCGGCCCCGAAGACGGCUGCUCUUUCCGCAUGUGCGGCGGCUCCCUUGACUUGACGACCUCGCCGCCAGGCGGCAGCACCAUCGGCACGUUUGAACUGCACGGGGCGUCCCGAGGGCGCGGCGCGUAACACAGGAGCCGUGUUGCGUCAAUGCUGAGGCAGCCUCUUUGCUGAAGGCGGCAUAAUCCGUGCACACACCAAAUUUGCAAUAUAAAUGAU
Pollicipes pollicipes is the source of this 2045-nucleotide messenger RNA. RefSeq lists its product as uncharacterized. Lineage: Eukaryota; Metazoa; Arthropoda; Thecostraca; Pollicipedomorpha; Pollicipedidae. The record is from RefSeq and is a predicted model, not a curated record. Bases 351 to 1955 code for a protein of 534 amino acids. The transcript has 2 exons.